GUCAGCUGCCAGAGAGAUCAAGCAGUAAGGUGGAUGAGGAGGGACUGGAGCUGGCAGUGUGCAGGCAUGAUGUCUUGCUGGCUGCCCUUAAUAUGUUUGUACAUGCUAAAGCGCAUGACUUCAAAUGUGAGGUCAAAUGGAGUAGCAAACCAAGAAGGUGCUGGUAAAACACUAGGGGAGGAAGUAGAGCAAUGUAAUGCUUCCCUCUCCAGGAUAGCAGUCACCACAAAGCAUAUGUCAAAAGCAGGACGCAAUGACAUGCUGACACUCCUGGCCAUAAGAUGGAACCAGCAGAAAUGUCCAAACCUGGCUACUGCACUUUCCCAGAGAUACCAUAAGACAUCUAAAGCUCUCAAUAUCCCGAUUGGGGACCUGGAAACCCUGAAAGCCCCGCAUCAACUGGGUGAACAAACUGUGGAAGAAUUUGUGCAAGAAGUAAAAGAAUGGGCCGAUGGAGAAAUUGACCAUCAAGGCACACCACAAGCUUUGUGUAAGAAGAUUGAGGCCUUAACAACCAGCAUCAACACGAGAGCUCAACUCCUAUAUCGGAAAAAUGGCUCUGCUGAUUUCAGCACAAAGAAAGAAGUCUUCCAUAGGGUCAUGGGUGUUCGAAGGCUUCAAGAGGAGAAGAAGAUCCUUGUGAAAGAAAUGAAGCAGCACUGGGAGUCUCUCAAAGCCCAUGCCAGGGUCUUGUCCCAGUUGUCUCAGCAUCAGAGUGAAGACGCCAUGCAAAGACAUCUCACAGAGAAAGCAACAAAGGGUCACACCUGCCUCAUCCUUCCAGUGGGAAAUGAGAGAGCUGCAGCGGCAUACAAGAAAACACUACCUGCAUGUGCUGUCAUCAGCAGAUGACAUAAUUGACACAAUGGACAGUUCAGAUGAGUUCGACGUUAGCUGUGGAGAUUCAGAGUCUGAUGCAAUGUAAAACAGGAAGAUGUGGUGCUCAUGAUCACAGUGCACCGUGUGCGACACAUGGUCACACAGAGCAUGUGGCUUUAAAAAGUGACUAACGUAUGUGCUCAUUGUCAGGAUUAAGUUGGAGAUGAUAGUUUUUGUAUUAGGUUGUUGUUAUUUUUGCAUUUGGUUUUGAAAUGUUUAUUCACUUAUAUAAGGUUGGAUUUCUCUACUGGGUUGUGGGAAGUUCCUGGUUAAUGUUGUCUUACAUCUUUACAACACAAACCACUGUCCUUUACUGUCUUAUCUUUGAUUCACGUUCAGUUCUGCAUCUUUUCAGGGAUUUUCUUUCCAGUUGAUCUUUACUGUUUGAUUUAUAAUUCUUCUUUAAUGUUUAAUUAAACAAAGGCACAAUGAAGCUACAUUUCUGAUUGA
Dicentrarchus labrax (European seabass) is the source of this 1329-nucleotide messenger RNA. RefSeq lists its product as uncharacterized. The transcript has 7 exons. Bases 34 to 852 code for a protein of 272 amino acids. The record is from RefSeq and is a predicted model, not a curated record. Lineage: Eukaryota; Metazoa; Chordata; Actinopteri; Moronidae.